Messenger RNA from Lathyrus oleraceus (garden pea), 639 nucleotides. RefSeq lists its product as uncharacterized. The transcript is spliced from 3 exons. The coding region runs from base 1 to 639 and encodes 212 amino acids. NCBI's taxonomy places the organism in Eukaryota, Viridiplantae, Streptophyta, Magnoliopsida, Fabales, Fabaceae. The record is from RefSeq and is a predicted model, not a curated record.
AUGGUACCCGAGCAGAAUACGGAUGGAAGGAAUGAUGAUGCUAUUAUUUCCGCCUUGCAAGCAGUGGCUCGAGCUAUGCAGAACAACCAACAGGGAGGAAUUAUUGAGUUUAAUAGCUUGAGAAAGUUCCAUAGGAACAACCUGCCCACCUUCAAAGGCAGGUAUGAUCCAAAGGGAACAAGGGCAUGGCUUAGGGACCAUGAGAAUAUUUUCAGGGUAAUGGCGUGUACUAAGGCACAGAAAGUGCAGUUCGGUACACAUAUGCUGAAUGAGGAAGCUGAUGAUUGGUGGGAAGAUAUACGUGGUAAGAAAGAGAUUGAGUUUCUGGAAUUGAAACAAGGGAAUUCAACUGUUGCUGAAUAUGCUGCUAAGUUCGAGGAACUUGUGACAUUCUGUCCAUAUAAUAUUGAUGCAGCGAUAGAGGUUUCCAAAUGUAUCAAGUUGGAGAAUGGGUUGCUUCCUGAGAUCAAGCAGGCUAUCAGGUAUCAACAUAUUCUCCGGUUUCCUGAACUGGUGAAAAACUGUAGAAUAUAUGAUGAGGACGGUAGGGCUCGGUCUACUCAUUAUAAAAGUUUGAGUAAGAAGAGGGGAAGUUACAGAAUACGUGAAAACAUGGGAAAAAGAGAGCUAGGAAGAUAA